ACCUCCCAACAAAACCUCCUCGCAUCUUCCUCGUACUCAGGCAGAGAGGAGGACGAGGGUGAUGAUCAUCAUUCAAAAGCACUAAAAAGAAAAUCACAAGAAAAUAAUAAUUGUACAUAACUAAAAAAAAUAGUAAAAAAAUGAAUGACUUAUUCUCAAAUUCAUUCAAGAGGAACCAGGCUCAAUUUGGCGAUGUUGAAGCAGGUCAAGAAACGAUGAACCUCGAUAAAUUCUUCGAGGAUGUCGAGAAUGUGAAGGAUGACAUGAAAGGAAUCGAGACUCUUUAUAAGAAGCUUCAAGACUCAAACGAAGAAUGCAAGACGGUUCACAAUGCCAAGAAGGUGAAGGAGCUACGAGCUAAGAUGGAUGGAGACGUAGGUCAGGUCCUUAAGAGGGUCAAAAUGAUUAAGCAGAAGCUCGAAGCCCUAGAGAAAGCUAACGCUAAUAGCCGUAAUGUCCCUGGUUGUGGGCCCGGUUCAUCUACGGAUAGGACUCGGUCGUCUGUGGUUAGCGGUCUCGGGAAGAAGCUCAAGGACUUGAUGGAUAGUUUCCAGGGUCUACGUGCAAGAAUGAACGAUGAGUAUAAAGAAACCGUAGAGCGCAGGUAUUUUACAAUAACGGGAGAACAAGCUGACGAGCAAACAGUAGAUAACUUGAUUGCAAGCGGUGAGAGUGAAAAUUUUCUCCAAAAAGCGAUUCAAGAGCAAGGAAGAGGUCAGAUCAUGGACACUAUAUCUGAGAUCCAAGAAAGGCAUGAUGCAGUGAAGGAGAUUGAGAAGAAUCUACUCGAGUUGCACCAAGUUUUCUUGGACAUGGCGGCUCUAGUGGAAGCGCAAGGGCAGCAACUGAAUAAUAUAGAGAGUCAUGUGGCAAAGGCAAGCUCGUUUGUGAGAAGAGGGACUGAUCAGCUCCAAGAUGCUAGGGAGUACCAAAAGAGCUCGAGGAAAUGGACUUGUUACGCCAUUAUUCUCUUUAUCGUUGUUUUUAUCCUUCUUCUUAUUCCUGCUUUACCCCAUAUUAUGCUCAUGUUGAAGUGAAGUGGCUAGAGAGCUUAUCUUGAUUGUCACAAUAUCUCUUCCCCUAUUCAUUCUUUUUUUGGCUUUAUGGGAUCGAUGGAGAAUAGUUAGACUAUGGUAACAACCAUGAAAAGAAAUUUGUAGAAAAUGUUUUGAAACACCGGUUUGUUAUCACAUUCUUUUUAAUGCAAUACUGAGUUUUGGAUGUGUUAUCCUCCAUCUUUAGUGUUUGAUGUGGCAAUGUUAUGUAUUAGGGUUUCUAUAUAAUUAAAAAAAACAAGGGAAACAAAUCACUUCCCUUAGUUUUCUUUUGAUGGAAGCUAAACUUAAGUAACCUAUAACAGAAUUUUUUUUUUGAAAAAACAGGACACUAAAAUGUGAAAAUUAUUUAGGACUUAGUGAAAUGCCUUUUUGAUUAUACACCAAGCAGUCAAGCAUUACCUUGCGAGUUGCGAGUAGCGAUAGUGAUGAAUUUUUUUUAACUAUUUUUAUUUAUUUGUAUAUAACGUAUCUCUGUGUGCGCAUAUAUGUACGCAUUAUUGUUUUCCCCCCUUAUAAAUAUUCUUAGUCUUUUUUUUUUGAACAACUAUUCUUAGUCUCCUAAGAGCACCCUUAUCGCGGUCUCUAAUUCCGCGUAUCUAGGGUAUUUAGGUUAAAAAAAAAUUGGCUAAUUAACCAAGAGACGUAGCUUAAUGAAGACGCGGAAGAGACGAGUUUCAUGGGGCGCGUGUCAUUCAUUCAACAUCACUCUCUCUCAAAACCGCCUUGUCUUCUCUCUUUCUCUCGAGGCGACUCCGAGGCGAUACGCUUGCUCUCCGCGACGAUGAUAUCGCGGUCUCGUCGAUGAUUUGGUUGAAUAUAUAUGGCAUAAAUUUUCGUUUAUUUUAGUAAUUUUUGUUUUAAUUUAAAAAUCUAUGUUUAAAAUGUUAUCUUUUAUUA
Molecule: messenger RNA, 1955 nt
Organism: Brassica napus (rape)
Lineage: Eukaryota; Viridiplantae; Streptophyta; Magnoliopsida; Brassicales; Brassicaceae
Product: syntaxin-125
Exons: 2
Coding region: 141-1037 (298 amino acids)
Biological process (GO): vesicle fusion; exocytosis; intracellular protein transport
Cellular component (GO): plasma membrane; endomembrane system; SNARE complex
Molecular function (GO): SNARE binding; SNAP receptor activity
Source: RefSeq, a predicted model, not a curated record